AUGGACCCAAAUGGGAAUGAACAGUUCAAAAGAAUAUUGGGAUCCAAUACGGCCUCCACUCCUGACUUCUAUGGAAGAAGUAUCAACUAUCUCAAGACACUAGAAAUCAAGAUUCCUUUUGCAGAGGCUCUUAAACAGAUACCUUCUUAUGCUAAGUUUAUGAAAGUCAUAUUAAGUCACAAGAAGGAUUGGAGAGAGGUAGAAACAGUCCUCCUCACUGAACAAUGCAGUGUAGUAAUUCUGAAAAACUUACCAGAGAAACUUCAAGAUCUUAGGAGCUUCAUGAUACCAUGCACCAUAGGGGAUGCCUGCAUAAGAACAGCCCUAUGUGUUCUUGGAGCAAGCAUUAACCUAAUGCUUAUAUCAUUAAUAAAGAAGCUCUGCUUGACUCAAGAAGUCAAGCCAACCCGAAUAUGCCUUCAGUUAGCUGAUGGCUUUAUCAAGUUUCCAAUAGGUGUGGUGGAAGACAUGAUUGUCUGGGUUAGCCCAUUUGCUUUCCCCAAAGAUUUUAUGGUGCUAGAAAUGGAUGAGCACAAAAGUGCAUCCCUCAUUUUAGGAAGACCCUUCCUAGCCACGGGACAGACCCUCAUUGACUUUCUAAAAGGGGAAGUAACCCUGAGAGUCAAUAAGGAUGAAUUCGCGCUGAAUGUUGUUAACGCUAUAUAG
Molecule: messenger RNA, 666 nt
Organism: Arachis duranensis
Lineage: Eukaryota; Viridiplantae; Streptophyta; Magnoliopsida; Fabales; Fabaceae
Exons: 2
Coding region: 1-666 (221 amino acids)
Source: RefSeq, a predicted model, not a curated record